Molecule: messenger RNA, 3923 nt
Organism: Naegleria gruberi
Lineage: Eukaryota; Heterolobosea; Eutetramitea; Acrasida; Naegleriidae
Product: FtsX domain-containing protein
Exons: 2
Coding region: 1-3444 (1147 amino acids)
Cellular component (GO): membrane
Source: RefSeq, a predicted model, not a curated record
AUGUUGACUGAAAAUAAUAAUUAUCAAUCAUCGGCAGCAGUUAGUUCUUCCUCUUCAUCAUCAAAGAGACAUCAACAUCAUGAUGAUGACGACAAUGAUUAUGAUGAUAAAUUUAAAAAGUUUUCUGAUCCGACAGAGGCUGCCAAACACACUUUCAGAUCACUUGAUCGAGUUCCAGGAUCAUCAUUCACAAUCAGAUCUAAUAACAAUAAUACCACUUCUGAUAAUAAUAACAAUGAAAAUAAUCCAAUUGAUAGUGGCUUUGGACAGAAUCAAAGGAAAUUCCCAGAAAAACCAUCAGCACACAGAACACCACUACAACAAGUGGGUGACUUUUUCAAUAGUUUGAUAUUCAGUUUACUCUAUGUUACUGCUGACACAAAGAAGAGAUUUUAUAGUUUCCUUGUUGGUCUGAUUACUAUUGCUAUUGUUGUGUUUGUUGUCAGUAUAUUGUACAAUUCAAUUCUGAAAGCAAAUUUAAUCUUCUUGAAAUUAUCUGAGGACAAUGUUGGAGAUGCUGAUAUAAUGUUUACACCAAAAUUCACAAAUUUAACAACUAUACCUUUUAUUAACAAUACCGAGAUUAGUGAAAAAUUAGCUAAUAGUCCUUAUAUUACUGGCACAACCCCUCGUUGGAUUAUAUUUGCCAAUCUACAGAAUAGAGAUCAACCUCAAAAGAAUAUUAGUGGACUUCUCUUGAUUUUGGAUACUGAGAGAGAAGAACAAUUGGGAAUUGGUAGAAUAUGGCCAUACAGACCUCUUGGAGAAGGAGAAAUUCAUGUGAGAGAUUCUAUAUUGCGAGCCAUUGAUGUGAAGCCAAAUAGAGGGCAGAGAACUAAUCUUGUAAUUGAUUUUGCCAGUUUGGCCAGUGCAUUCUCUGGAAUGAAGGGUGAAUCUUCUGUUGUUGAUUCUAUCACCUCCAAUUAUGCCAAAUAUCCAAGUGCUCUUGGUAACGUAAUGAUUAUUGACAGUCACUAUGUAGGUCAAAUAAUUGAAGAGUCACUAUUUGCCUCGCCCUCUACGCAGUUACUUUUGGAAAUUACAGGAAAUACUCAAAAAAUCAAAAACUUUUUCAAAACUUUCCCAAUAGAACAGUACAGUUUAACUCUAGCAGGUCGACUGAAAGACAGAUUCCCAACCUAUCUCAAGAGUGAUAAUGAAAGAAAACAAGCAGUUAUUGGCAUUACCAAUGGUAUGAUGGAUAGUAUUGGAGUUGCUUAUCCAGUCACUUACACUCUUCCACUUUUGAGUGCUUUAGAUGGUACCAAAUUUAUUUCAUUAUUUAUUGAUCAAAUCUUUAUUGGAGUUGUUGUCAUGUUAGCCAUUUUGGGUAUCAUUUUGAUUUUUGCCCUCCUUUUGGCCAAUGUUGAGGAGAAAACCUAUGAAUAUGGUAUGUUGAGAGCCCUAGGUCUUCGUCAGUAUUCUCUUAUUCAGGUCAUUUUGGCUCAAUCCAUGUACUUUGCCAUACCUGCCAUCAUUAUUGCCAUGGUACUUGCCUUCUUGGUAAAUAUUUUGGUUGAGUAUGUAUUACAAGUUGUUAUCAGCACUCCAAGCUUGAAUUUGUACUUCUUCUGGGCUGCAGUUGUAGUUCCAAUUGCUCUUGGUUUUGGUAUUCCUAUUAUUGCUAACGUUAUUCCAAUUAGACAUGCUAUGAGCAGAACUUUGAGAGAUUCACUUGACAUUGCCCAUCAAACUUUCAAUGAAACCACUGUCAAAAUGAUCAAACUUGAAGAAUUAGGAUUGGAACCAUGGCAAACUGGUGUAUCUAUUUUAUUGGUUAUUAUUGGUUUUGUAGUUUACUAUAUGAUUCCAUAUUCAUUUAUUUUCACUGAUCUCCCACUCUUCUUCUUUAUUUUGAAUGCUAUUCUAUUGGGUAUGCUUGUUGGAUUGUGUAUUAUUGCUGUCGUAUUAGAACCAUUCUUUGAGAAGAUUAUAUUGAAUUUAAUCUUGUGUGGACCUGAAAGAAAAUUGAAGACUUUAAUUUCCAAGAAUUUGGCUGGUCACCGUAAACGUAGUAGAAAGACCUUCCUCAUGUUUACACUCUCAGUUGCCUUUAUUGUUUUUGCUGGUGUUGUCUUUUCAUUGCAAUCAGCUAAUAUUCGUGCAAAUGUUGAGGCUUUCCUUGGUGCAGAUAUUGUUGUCAUUUCAACCAAUUCACGUUAUUCACUUCCUAAAGACAAACUCAAUGAAGCUAUUGCACUCCAAAACAGUAGAAACAAAACGAUAGAAGCACCAGUUAAGGGACAUGCCUACCAAUCAUUCAGUAUUGCUAAUAUUCCGUUCUUUACUGGUUCUAGAUUCUCCUCACUUGCCUAUUUCCCUAACAGAAGAGUUGUUUAUAAUGCAGUGGACAGAAACUUUUUGAGUGUUGUCAAGAGCAAGUACUUCCUCUACACAUACAUUGAUUCAAGUUUCACGUACAAUAUCACAGAUGAGAAACCAGAUGUUUUCCAAAGUUUGUACGAUAAUGCAGGACAAGCUCUUGUUGAUGGAGAAAAGGUUGGAUUCGCACCAAGUAUUGUAUACAGUGGUGUAAAACUCAAUUUCGAAGACAAUUAUACCUUAACCUUUGAUCCAGCCUCUCAAUACUCACAAUACAUUGAUAUUGUAGCUUCUGAAGCUAUGAGACCAUCUGUUGGUAUUGGAAUUAAGACUCCAACCGAUUUGAGAUUCUCUGGCAUCAAUAGUAAGACAGGAACUCAAAAUUAUGUAGAUUUUAUUGGCAAGUCAAGAUGCCUUGCCUAUAAGGUCCCUGGUUUCUUCUAUUCUUCAUAUGAACUUACUGCUUCUGGUUCUCCUGUUAUUAUUACUAUGGAUGCAUACAAGAAAAUUGCAAGAUCAGUCGCUAAAUCAGUUGGUCUCACUACUUAUAAUGAUGAAGUUUACUAUCAAAAGCUCUUUAUCAAGCUCAAAGAUGAAAUUACAACCUUUGAAGUACAAGACGUUUUCAAUGCCUUACAAGCUUCUGUUAGUUCUGAUUUCACAAGUAUUCAAAAUGUCAGAGAUUUGGUUGGUAGUACAGAGACUGCUACACUUGUCCUUAUGGCUUUCUUCAACAUUGUUGCUGCUAUUGCCAUCAUUUUGUGCUUCUUCAUGUUGGCUGUUUCAUUCACUGCUAACGUUAGAGAUAACUCUUGGGAAUUUGGUGUGUUGAGAUCUAUUGGUUUGUCUGUCAAUGCACUCAUUCGUGCCUAUAUUUAUGAAGCUCUUUGCUUGGUCAUUUCGGCCUUUAUUUCUGGUACUGUGAUUGGUUGUGUAAUUGCCUUGACAUUAACAGCUCAGUUCAACUUGUUCUUGGAGAUGCCGUUCCAAUUCGAUUUCCCAUACUACCUCUUCUUCUCUAUUCUUAUCAUGGCUCUCAUUUGUGCCAUUCUGGGUAGUUACUUGCCUGCUAGAAAUUUGAGAAAGAAGGAAAUUGCUCUCGUCAUUCGUGGAGCUGAAUAAAUCAAUCUUCAUAAAAGGUACUAUAUGUAUUGUCCAAAAGAUCAUUCCCCUUAAUUAUCGAAAAACAUUGGUUCGACAAAUUAACACAAUCCAACAUGGGAAAAAUUGCAUUCUCAUAUCUACAUACAACCUUGCACAAACAAGAUAACCAUUUAGGAAAUCCCAUAUCUCUUGCCUCUUGAUAAACAUCAGUAUCCUUAUCUGCAGAAUAACAACAGCAACAAGUUCCACACCAACACAACGCUAUUAGGCAACCAUUGCAAAGACCACACAAUCUAGAUGUACAACAUAUUUUUGAGUAGCACUUGUCAACAGAUCCAGAUACAGUCCAAAUUUUCAGCUUUACACAUUUUUUUUCAAUAGCUUGUGACACUUUCAUACUAGGAAUUGUUGGAAAGUAAUAGUGGUGAGAAAUGAUUACAGAUUUUUCUCUCUUGAAGAUAAUCCUCUCAAAUUGAAUUUCAAUCUUAUCUUCACUG